AUGACUAUGGACGUCGGUAUGUACAAUAAUCAGCAGAACGGGUACAGCGGCGAGUACUACCAACAGCCGUACCAGGCUUACGAGAACUACCAUGACGGGUACUACGAGCCGGCACCUCACUAUUACGACCCAACGCUGCCCAGCCAGCCCUUAGAGCAUCCAGCGCCUGUAAUCAACACAGACGCAGGCCUGUGCUACACGAAUUUGGACUAUGGGGACUUGCAACAGAGUUACCCGGUUCACUCCUUACCUCCUCAUCCGGAGCCUUUCAAGCAUAGAGAUGAUUUGCCCAGGCACGAAGAUCUGCAUAUGCAUGAUCACAAGCUGGACAACCAUUAUCUGGAGACGAAGUACAACAUGCACUUCGUAGAUGAAUCGAUGCAAUUCAGCCAUGCCACUUCACCGUUGCCGUGCGGGGAGUUUGAUCCCUAUCAGCCUAAAGACGAGUUUGGCAGCCUGCGGGAGAGCUUCCCGCGGGAGGGUGAGAUGCAGCACGGUCUGAUGACGCAUCAGCCUCACUCCUCACACACUGUGCCCACAUAUAAAUGGAUGCAGGUCAAGAGGAACGUGCCUAAACCUUCGGCGUGA
Messenger RNA from Parnassius apollo (apollo), 588 nucleotides. NCBI's taxonomy places the organism in Eukaryota, Metazoa, Arthropoda, Insecta, Lepidoptera, Papilionidae. The record is from the annotation of a GenBank genome assembly.